CCCUUCAGAGGAAAUACUGCUUGAACGCUACUCGGUCAACACUAAGCCCAGCACCAGGACGCCUGCCAGGCACACAUCAGAUUCACAGUUGUGCCUGACACCAGUAUGGACAAAAAGUUAGAUCUUUCCACACUCACAGAUGAGGAGGCCAAGCAUGUGUGGGCAGUUGUCCAGCGAGAUUUUGACCUGAGGCAGAAGGAAGAAGACAGACUUGGAAAGCUAAAGACCCAGAUUGAGAAAGAAGACAGCAAGAGAGAGCUACUGGGGAACCACACCAGCCUGAUCGAGUCUCACUGUAUUCGAUGUCUCCAGCCAUUCAAGUUCCUGGUCAACAGCAAGCAUCAGUGUCUGGACUGCCAGUUGUACAUCUGCAGGUCCUGCAGCCACUACAACUUCAAGGGGUGUGGCUGGGUAUGUGAUCCCUGUCACAUGACUAGGGUCCUCAAGAUCUGCACUUUGGAGUGGUAUCAUGAAAAAGUCCAUGCCCGUUUCAAGCGCUUCGGCAGUGCCAAGGUGAUGCGAUCACUUUACAGGAGGCUAAAAGGACAACACAGUGGCUUUGAGCAUGACCUUGGAGAAUCCUGUGAAUAUGACACACAGAACAUGGCUGAGGUCCACGGUGGAUAUGAGGAGCACAGUGUGGAUGCAGUGUGUGAUUCGCUACACUACAAAGAGGCCACAGUCUCCCAAGACAUCAUGGUCAGGGAUGUAGGUGUGAGGAGGUCGCUGCUCGCUGAGGCUGAUAUGGCCUCCACUUUCCAGCAGAUUUUGGAAGAGCAACACAAAGACCUGGACCCAGGAAUGGCUCCAAAUCAAGAUGACCUUGCAUACUCAGACAAUCAGACUAUUCCAUCUUGCUUCGCCUCCCAGCUCAGCUACUCCUCAUAUGGCAGCGGUAGUGUAGGGGGCCACCAGGACAGUAGCAGCUAUCUGCCCAGUCCUUGUGACUUAGAAGAGGAGACAGGCCACUGCCAGGCCGACCCACACUUCAAGUCUCAUCUGGGCCCCUGCAGCCACACUACUCAGCACAGCCUGGACUCCAUGAACUCCACACCACAGGCUACUCCAACUCCAAAGAGCACCUCUCCUCUUCCUCAGUGGGAAGAAGAAGAGGACCUAGAAGAGCAGCAACUCAGACAGAAGCUGCACGAGAUGACAGAGAAGAUUAGUGACCACAGUCUAUCCUCCGAUGAGGAUGAGUUCAACAGGCCACACUCAUUGCAAGAGAAGCCAGCACGGAGGAGCCCAGAAGGGAAUGCCAAGACUUCUAAACUACCUACCAGACUCCCAUCCAGAACAAGCAUCGUGGUCUCCACACUUGAGGAGAAGCAACUUCAGCCAACUGACUCUCUAAAGACAAGCAAUUCAACAGAAAGCGUGGAGAGGAAUUGGCACCCCCAAGAGGAGGGAGCAGAUGCAGGCUUCGCGGGCUCAACAGCCUUACUUGUCGAGCUAGAGGACAAGGUAGCUCAAGCAGCUGCCAACAUCCAGAAUGCUCAGAGUGAGGUCUCCAACAUAGAGGAUAGGAUUGCUGCUCUGAAUGCUGCUGGCAUGCCAGCGGAUAAAAGGAAAAGGUCUGCAAUCCCAGUCCAAGCAAGAAGAGUUUCCCAGAACUUUCCCACAAGCCAGGUGGACAUGUUUGUGAGGAACACCCUCUAUAGGGGCUCCCUGACACAGAGGAACCCAGUCGCCAAGCCGAAGACCAAGGCAGCCUGUGCGAAACCAGUAAUGACACAGGGCUCAUGAGGAGGAGGCUGAGCAUUAUGUGACUGUGUAAGUUUUCCUGUGGAAUGGGUUAAAUUCCACUUGUGGAGUUUACUAUUUACAUUUGAAGAGUGCCAGCUGGGGUGGAACUGCUUCAUGUUUAGUUUAAAAGUCUGUAAUUUUGAUAUUGUUAUGUUAUUUUGAUCAUAUUUACAGUAUAUGUUUAAGUUACACAUG
Monopterus albus (swamp eel) is the source of this 1941-nucleotide messenger RNA. RefSeq names its product melanophilin. The record is from RefSeq and is a predicted model, not a curated record. Gene Ontology annotation, cellular component: cortical actin cytoskeleton. Gene Ontology annotation, biological process: intracellular protein transport. The transcript is spliced from 14 exons. The coding region runs from base 106 to 1746 and encodes 546 amino acids. Gene Ontology annotation, molecular function: actin binding; myosin binding; small GTPase binding. Lineage: Eukaryota; Metazoa; Chordata; Actinopteri; Synbranchiformes; Synbranchidae.